AUAGCUUUGUAGAAAGCUUAAUUACCUAGGCUAUUCAACGUUGAGCUACUAAACGGACAAACAUAAACGACAAGACCUUUUCGUUUUCUUCCACUCCACACUUUCACUUUGGCGGGAGAGAUGUUAUUAUUAUUUGGGUUGAUCAUUGUUAGCGACCAUGCCCGAUAGAUUUGAGUUGCAUUUUCUUUAUGUGGCCAACUUAGCUUGAAUAAUAACGCGCGAAUGUUUGAAAUUGUUAUGACAAAAACGAAAGUGAGCUGGCAGUACUCGUCUCGUCUCGUUCUGUGCUCAUUUCAUCAGCCAGAAAAUAAAAUAAAGAAAACGAAUAAAAAAGAUGUACAGAAACAAACAUAAUAAUUGUCCUGAAACAGUAUACAGUGAAUCACAAAAUCGAACAUUUAUACGGGAACUUGAAGGAGGUGUUGUUAAGAAUGUAAUCAUUGGGUUGGUUAUUGCAAAGUAUGAAUCUCGUUCAUUUCCAGACAAGAAAAACUAUGGACAAAUGCGUUAUCAACUUGUUUUUGUGUUGCGAGACACAGCAGUUGACUUUAUUAAUGUAGUUUGCUGGGGUCAAGAAGAGUUUAUCAACAAUACAAGUCAGUUACUUAAGGUUGGAGAUAUAGUUGAAAUUGAAAAUUGCAUGAUACAGACAAAACCUUCAAGUGAUUAUGAAGAAAAAUACAGACCAACAACAACAAGUCCUUUUCAGAUUAACGUUAGUGAAAGUCAUUCAAAGAUUAGUCAGUUUAGUGGAACCGAUUUUACUGAGUUUAGUUCGAUUGCUUACAUACCUAUAAAAGAAAGCAAUGAUUAUUAUACAUUGGGUGAUAUCAUUGCUAAUGGUCAUAACUUGAAUGGUGCAAUAUUAAACCUGCUAGCUGUAGUGAAAGAUUCUGGUAUGACGAAGAACAUAACAACUCGUACAGGGAGACAAAUGAAAAGAAGGGAAGUGAAAUUAUUCGACGAUACUUGUUUGUCCUUUCCCAUGAUCAUAUGGGACGGUGAAAUUGCAGAUCAGGUGGACACGUGGACGCUGAAAGAGACUGUUUUAUUUAUAUCAGAUGUGAAAGUAAGCUUUGAAGAAUUUCGACAAAAGAUGGUAGCCACAUGCAUAUCGAAAACAAUCAUCAUUACUAAUCCAGAUAGCGCUGAAGCGCAUCAUUUGUUCAACUACGCGCAAAGCGUAAGCACGUUCGAAGAUGAUUCGUUGGAUGGAACGAACUUGGAAAUCGAUCCUGCUACUAUACAAGACGUGUACGAUCUGAAACAAGUUGAUGAAAAGUUAUCUGAUCCGUCUUCACUGCUCUCAACGCCAUUUUAUGGUGUCGUUUGUGCUUGCAUCAGCAGUUUCGACAUCGAUUGUGAGGGCAAAGAUAAAUUCGUCGUCACUCGUUGCACAUCUUGCAAGCGGCGCACUGACUUUAACAACAACCAGUGUAACGAUGACGCCAACCUAUGUACAAAUAGUGAGUGCGUGGGUAAGCAAGCCAAUUCUACAUCCAGAUCUUUUGAGAUCCGUCUCUCGUUAAGCGACUGUACCCAUGGUUUGGAUGGAUUUAUAAUGACGCGCGAUGUGGCUCAAAAAGCACUCGGCUGUGACGUUGAAACCUUUGUUCAACUCACGGAAAAAGAGAAAACUGAAUUAAAAUGGAAAUUUCUUCUGGAAAGAUAUCGAUUUUGCUUCAAGGGUGUACCGGCGGGACAGAACCGUAAGAAUCCAAGCCUGUCUAUUCUUUCAAUGGACCAAAUUAACGUGACCGAAUUGUUACAGCAUGAAAGAUGAAGAGGCAGUUUAUUUGGAUAUUGAAGAUUUCACGUUGUGUUUGUUGCAAAGUUAUUAAAUCUGGAAGUUUUGGGUUUCAAGUUUUUGUGCGCUCAUGAUGUAAAACAAAAAUAUUUACGAGAGCUUUUUUGGGGGUUUUAGCGCAAAUUUGCGCGCUAUGACACGUGAAUAUGCUUUACGCGUGUAUAGUUAAGUACGAUUCCGUGCGUGGUAAUUUUGGGCACAAAUGAAAAUAAAACGUAUAUUUUUGAAUAAUUUACAUUUCAAAAAUUGUUUUCGAAACUUUUUAUUUCCGCAAACUUAUUCACG
Molecule: messenger RNA, 2092 nt
Organism: Hydractinia symbiolongicarpus
Lineage: Eukaryota; Metazoa; Cnidaria; Hydrozoa; Anthoathecata; Hydractiniidae
Product: meiosis-specific with OB domain-containing protein-like
Exons: 13
Coding region: 335-1783 (482 amino acids)
Biological process (GO): resolution of meiotic recombination intermediates
Molecular function (GO): single-stranded DNA 3'-5' DNA exonuclease activity; single-stranded DNA binding
Source: RefSeq, a predicted model, not a curated record